CUAUUUUUGAGAGCCGAUCUUAAAGUCUGUGUCCCUUUCAGAGAGAAAGCUGAAACGUGCUCAGGAAGCUUUGCUUUUCUCUCAUUCUUCCAUCCAGAAAAAGAAAGGCUUCGCUAUCUACUAAGGGUUUCAUACGAUUAAGCGCUAUGGAAUCGGGCUGACCUCAUGGGUCGAAGAACCUGUUUCGGAGGAAUCUGAGGCAUUUUGUUUUCUCAGGUCCAGCAAAGCGAGGAGUUAAAUUUAAGGUCAUGGCAAAACAUCUGAAGUUCAUCGCCAGGACUGUGAUGGUGCAGGACGGAAAUGUGGAAGGUGCAUACAGGACCCUAAACAGGAUCCUCACUAUGGACGGGCUCAUUGAGGACAUUAAGCGACGGCGAUACUAUGAGAAGCCUUGCCGCCGGCGACAGCGGGAAAGUUAUGAAACCUGCAGGCGCAUCUAUAACAUGGAAAUGACUCGAAAGAUCAACUUCUUGAUGCGAAAGAAUCGAGCGGAUCCAUGGCAGGGCUGCUGAGGCUUGUGGCCAGAAGGCCCAGGAUGAACCCUUCAUGCAAUUUGUGCCUCCAUGUCUCACCUUUCUCAAACCCCAUUUUCUCUUACCUUUAUCUACAAUAAACUCAGUCACCCCCACACAAGAAGGCUUGCCUAUGUAGCAGCAAUCCCUCCAUCUGCAGUGGACCCUGUUUUUUAUCAAGUGAAAGUGGAACGAGUGCAAGCAGCUUGGGAACAGACUGGUGGUGGCCAGGCUAGUGGAGGGGCAAUGAGGACUUGCUGUUUAGUAGGCAUAAAAGCUGCAGUUUGCAAAGAUGAAAAAGUUCUGAAGAUAGAUGGUGUGGGUAAUCGUACAGAAAUGUGAAUUUAAUGCCAGUGACCUCUACACAUAAAUGGUUAAAGUGGUAAA
Messenger RNA from Oryctolagus cuniculus (rabbit), 899 nucleotides. RefSeq names its product mitochondrial ribosomal protein S21 (gene MRPS21). Gene Ontology annotation, molecular function: structural constituent of ribosome. NCBI's taxonomy places the organism in Eukaryota, Metazoa, Chordata, Mammalia, Lagomorpha, Leporidae. Gene Ontology annotation, biological process: translation. The record is from RefSeq and is a predicted model, not a curated record. Gene Ontology annotation, cellular component: ribosome.